CUCCCAUUGCAAAGAAGAAAGCAGCAAUGAGCAGUCUUUCGAGGGUCAAACUAUCAAUCCCCACCAACACCAACUCUUUGUCGAUCAUUUUCAGUGACAAAUUGUUUCCCACAACCCUCGAACUCCCUCUUUUCUCUUCAUUCUCUCAUUUCCCCUUCAAAAUUAACCCAAGAAGAAAACAAGGGCACUGUCUCUCCCCUGAAAAGAACCUCCUUUUGAAUCCCUGUCUUCGAGCUAGUAGUAUAACUGAUGCUGAAGUUGAAGAAAGAGUGGACGUCGAAGUUGCAGAAGGUUGUACAAUGACCCAAUUUUGUGAUAGAAUCAUUGACUUGUUUUUGAAUGAAAAACCGAGAGUAAAAGAUUGGAAAAAGUACUUGACUUUAAGGGAAGAGUGGAGUAAGUAUAGAGAAAGCUUCUAUAAUCGAUGUCGAGUACGUGCAGAUGAGGAGAUUGAUCCAACUAUGAAGCAGAAAUUAAUUUCUUUGGAGAGCAAGGUGAAGAAGAUCGAUGAUGAAAUGGAUAGACAUUGUGAACUUCUUAAGGAGAUUCAAGAUAGCCCAACUGAUAUAAAUGCAAUCAUUACAAGGCGGCGUAAAGACUUCACUGAUGAGUUUUUCCGGUACCUAAAUCUAGUUACCGAAACAUGUUAUGGUCUGGAGGACCGAGAUGAGAUUGCCCGACUCGCAGCAAGAUGUCUGUCCGCUGUCGGUGCUUAUGAUAAGACACUGGAAGCUGUGGAGAAUUUAGAUUCCGCACAGGCAAAAUUUGAUGAUAUACUAAAUUCGCCUUCGGUGGAUGUGGCUUGUGAAAAGAUCAAAAGCCUUGCCAAGGGAAAGGAACUCGACUCAUCAUUGAUUCUACUCGUAAAUAGUGCUUGGGCAUCGGCGAAGGACUCCACAACUAUGAAAAACGAGGUUAAAGACAUCAUGUAUCAGUUAUACAAAGCGACAAAGAGCAGCCUUAAGAGCAUUGCACCGAAAGAGAUAAAGUUGCUCAAGCAUCUACUAAACAUCACAGAUCCGGAAGAGCGAUUCUCUGCGUUGGCAACAGCUUUCUCUCCAGGCAAUGAACACGAAGCGAAGGAUCCUCACGCUUUAUACACUACGCCCAAAGAGCUGCACAAAUGGAUUAAGAUCAUGCUGGAUGCAUACACGCUCAAUAAAGAAGAAUCCGACAUCAAAGAAGCGAAGAAGAUGAGUCAACCUGUGGUCAUACAAAGGCUGUUCAUCCUCAAGGAAACAAUAGAACAAGAAUACUUGGAUCAAAGAACAACGAGGACGCAAACGGAGAGUAGUAAAAUGGAAUCGGAGGAGUUAUAAAAGUAUAUUAAAUAA
This is a messenger RNA of Hibiscus syriacus, 1334 nucleotides long. RefSeq lists its product as uncharacterized. NCBI's taxonomy places the organism in Eukaryota, Viridiplantae, Streptophyta, Magnoliopsida, Malvales, Malvaceae. Gene Ontology annotation, cellular component: chloroplast envelope; chloroplast thylakoid membrane. The transcript is spliced from 6 exons. The record is from RefSeq and is a predicted model, not a curated record. The coding region runs from base 27 to 1319 and encodes 430 amino acids.